AUGCCGCGGGCUCCUCGCAAGUUCAUCCUUCCCGAUCUCGUCUCCCACUGCCCAUAUCCGCAACGGCUCAAUCAACAUGCGGCGACGGUCUCUCGAACAUCAGAGUCCUGGUUGCUCGCGGAAGCUGACUUCUCCACGACCCGCAAGGAAGCAUUCCUAGGCCUGCGCGCAGGCUUACUCACUGCCGUAUGCUACCCAGAUGCCGAGGCAGAUCAGCUUCAGGUCGUGUCGGACUUCAUGAGCUUCCUGUUCACCCUGGACGACUGGUCAGACGCGUUUGACGCGGACGACAACUAUGGACUCGCGCAGUGCGUGAUGUGUGCGCUCGAUGACCCCGUGGGGUUCCAGACCUCCAAGGCUGCAGGGAAGCUGGCAAAAAGCUUCUUUAGCCGGUGUCGCCGGACCGCCGGCCCUGGGUGCACGCAGCGGUUCAUACACACGAUGGACCUUUUCUUCCAGGCGAUUGCCCAACAGGCCCGGGACCGGGCGCGUGAAGACGUGCCUACCCUCGAGGAGUACAUUGCGCUGCGGUGGGAAACGGGUGGUUGCAAGCCGUGCUUCGCGCUCAUCGAGUAUGCCGCGGGCAUCGACCUUCCGGAGGAAGUCAUAUCGCAUCCCACGAUCCGUGCUCUGGAAGAAGCGACGAACUCCUUCGUAACGUGGUCCAACGACCUCUUCUCGUAUAACGUCGAGCAGGCUCGGCGGGACUCCCACAACAUGAUCGCCGUGAUCAUGCACCGGCAGGACCUGGGCCUGCAAGAAGCGGCGGACGCCGUCGGAGUCCUGUGCAAAGCGUCCAUCGAUCGCUUUGAGCAAGAUCGAAGGCUGCUCCCGUCCUGGGGCCCCGAGAUCGACAGGGACGUUGCGACAUACGUCCAGGGCCUGCAGAACUGGAUCGUAGGUUCCCUCCACUGGAGCUUCGAGUCUACGCGGUACUUUGGCAAGGACGGCUUGUCAGUCAAGAAACACCGCCUCGUUAAACUCCUCCCGAAGCACGACGACCGUCGUAAGUCACCUUCCGUUUGCAGCGUCGCCGCGCGGCGUCGCUGGCCCAGGACCGGUCUGUCAAGUUGA
Molecule: messenger RNA, 1074 nt
Organism: Trametes versicolor FP-101664 SS1
Lineage: Eukaryota; Fungi; Basidiomycota; Agaricomycetes; Polyporales; Polyporaceae
Product: terpenoid synthase
Exons: 3
Coding region: 1-1074 (357 amino acids)
Source: RefSeq, a predicted model, not a curated record